Cyprinus carpio (common carp) is the source of this 2118-nucleotide messenger RNA. It is a transcript of the gene slc35h1, whose product is annotated as solute carrier family 35 member C2. The transcript has 10 exons. The record is from RefSeq and is a predicted model, not a curated record. Lineage: Eukaryota; Metazoa; Chordata; Actinopteri; Cypriniformes; Cyprinidae. Gene Ontology annotation, biological process: UDP-glucose transmembrane transport. Gene Ontology annotation, molecular function: antiporter activity. Bases 551 to 1636 code for a protein of 361 amino acids. Gene Ontology annotation, cellular component: cis-Golgi network; Golgi apparatus; endoplasmic reticulum-Golgi intermediate compartment.
AACAAACAGAAAUCAAUCAAUUAUUUUAGCGCAUUUACAUUGGCUUUGGCACUUCUUGUGUGCUUAAUAAAAAUUCAGAAAAAGCUUUAAUUUCAAAACAUUAUGUGUAGGAUUCAAAUUUUCCCGGGCUGCAGCGCAAGUGUCAGCAGAGAAACGUCCACGUCACAGCAGCAGAAGUAACUACACAGGGGUGUCUGUAGGUUCACAAACAAAAACAGUUAUUUGAAAGGCACUAUUGUAUGGCAGGGUCUCGCGUUAAGUCACCUUAGUGCUCUGAAGCGACUCGCGUUUCCAGAUGAUGGUUACAUAGAGUUUGAUGCUACCAGCUUUUUGUUUUUCGAGGACUAUGUAAACAGUAAGGUAAGAAAAUGUGGUCACUGACCUUAGCUAGUUCUGGUUAGCUGUAACGUUAAAUGGCACAGCCAGCGUGCGCAAACUGUCACAACAUCAGUUGAAGUAACUAGGUUUAGUGCGUGAGACAACGUUUAGUUUAUAUAUUGCUUAAACGCCUGUCAAAACAAACCUGUUUAGCUGUGUCUCGUCCAGGAGGAUGGCGUGCCCGACGCAGUUCCUCUGCAGGGCGCUGCGCACCGUGGGCCUGGUGCUCUUCUACUAUGUGUUUUCCAUUGGCAUAACAUUCUACAACAAGUGGCUCAUGAGGGACUUCCACUUUCCUCUGUUCAUGACGCUGCUCCAUCUCGUGAUAAUUUUCAGUUUCUCCACACUGACACGCUUUGCCAUGCAGUGCUGGACGGGAAAGCCUCGAGUGACACUUCCCUGGAAGGUUUACCUUUCUAAAGUGGCCCCGACAGCCCUGGCAACAGCGCUGGAUAUCGGAUUGUCCAACUGGAGCUUCCUUUUCAUCACUAUUAGUUUGUACACCAUGACCAAGUCUUCAGCUGUUCUCUUCAUUCUCUUUUUCUCUCUGGUCUUCAAACUGGAGGAGCCGAACCCAUUCCUUAUCCUUGUGGUGUUGCUGAUAGCCAGUGGUCUGUUCAUGUUCACUCUCAAGUCCACUCAGUUUAAUCUGGAGGGUUUCAUCAUGGUCCUGUUGGCCUCUUUCAUCGGAGGGAUCCGCUGGACUCUUACUCAAGUGCUCAUGCAGAAAGCAGAGCUUGGCCUUCAGAACCCCAUAGACACUAUGUACCAUCUGCAGCCUCUCAUGUUCCUUGGCCUCUUUCCUCUGUUUCUUCUUAAUGAGGGGCUGAGUGUGAGUACCACAGAGAAGCUCUUCAGGGUCAGUGAGCUCUCCCACCUGCUCUACUCUCUGGUGACUCUGACUGUGGGUGGAAUGCUGGCAUUUGGGCUGGGCUUCUCUGAGUUCCUGCUGGUUUCCCGCACCUCCAGUCUGACGCUAUCUAUUGCAGGCAUUUUUAAGGAGGUGUGCACUCUGCUGCUGGCAGUGGAGUUCAUGGGGGAUAAAAUGAGCACAGUCAACUGGUUGGGCUUUGCUGUGUGUCUGUCUGGCAUAUCACUGCAUGUUGGCCUCAAAACAUACUACAACAAAGGAAAUGGCCCCAUGGUGAGACAACUACCAGUCAGAGACAACCCGGACCUUGAGCUUCCACUUCUACAGACAAAAGAAGACUAUUGUGAAGACACAAAUGAUGAAGAGGAGCAAGAGAUCCUUUAUUAGUUCCAGGAUGACAUGAAUGUCCUAAAUAGACUUGUGGAAUGUGUUCCCUUAAAGGCUUAAAUGAAUGGUCACAUUGAUCACAGGUACUCAGCCAGCCCCAGCUAUGAUAUGAAUGAUCUUUGCUCUUAGGCUCUUUGCUUUUGGGAAGACAGGACUCUAAAAAGACUGGGUGGGUUAGUUCAUCUGAACAUUUCAUUUCAGUCAUCAUUUCCUCACCCUCAUGCUGCUCCAAUGUCUUCCAUAAAAUGAAAGUGGAUGGAGACCAAGGGCUGUCAAAAAAAGAUAAAAUGAUAAUUUAUUUACUCUUUGAAGAAAAAGUCAUACGGGUUUUGGAAGACAAAUGGGUGAGUAAGUUUGACAGAAUGGUAACUUAUAGGUGAAAUACAACUUCAAAACCGCUGGUGGCAUUGAUCUCAGAACAGGACCAAUUUUCAAGUGGCCUUACACAUUUGUUUACAUGGCAAUAAAGGACUAAAUAUCAA